AUAAAGGAUCGCAGAGAAGACGAUGAAGAGAGGAGAAAGAUGUCACUUUCCAAUUUCCCACCUUUUACCAGUGAGUCACUGAGUAACUGAGUGAGUGAGUGAGUGAAGAGCCGAAAGUGUGUGCGAGGGAGGGAGAGAGAGAGAGAGAACGAGGAGAGAUUCCUUUUCGCCGUGCUGCUGCUCCCUGCUGCGAGUGCCACCACCCUCUUUUCAGCCUUUUCCUUUGUCCUUUCUUUCAUUUUCUUUAAUGGCGUGAUUGCUCGCGGAGUUAUUUCCCCAAUUGUACGGCCGGCUGGUCGCUGGAGAAAGAAAGAAAAUGCCGGAGGAGGGAGCGACGAAGCUAAGAUUAAGAUUUCACUAGCAGCAAAGUGUAAUUGGCGUUUGCAUGCUUCGGUUACCCUUCUUUAUUGGGUAUGCUUUCUUUUUUCCCCCCUUCUUUUCCGCUGCUAGAUUCCUUUUUUUAUUGAGGGAAAGAUGGGGAAAAGCCGCCCUUGAUUGGCUGUAACUGCUUGAUUGAGCGACUGAUGGGAGAAUGGAAGAAGCUGUCUCAGUUAGCAUCCAGAUGAGACAGGAACUGGGUUGCAUCUGUUGAUUUCCGUUGUAUAUUGGGUUUUUGGUUGUGGAGGGGAUUGGAGUUUGUUCUAUUGUAGAGCGGGGAUGAUUACAUACGAGGAGGAUGAUGUUGUACGGUGGGGUUUGCAGCUGUUUGAGAGCGAUCCAUACUCUAAUUAUGGGUACUGCCAAACCCCAUUGCAGAGAGAUUUGGAUUACUACGACGGGAGGUAUUUCAAGGGAGGGUAUUAUGAUGCUGAGCGUUGCAAUGAGGAGAGGGAUGAGCUUAUUGCUCAUGCUCUUCAGGAAGAGUUAUCUCAACUUUCGGUUGCUGAACCACCUGCUGAGUCCCCAAACGAAGAGGAAGAGGACGGAGGAGACUCACAAGUCUCUGAUCUACCACCUAAUUGGUUUGCUCAACCCUUGGUUGAAUAUACUGUAGGCCAGGAGGGUGGUCAAGAAGAGGCAGAGAGUAUGGAACCUUCUAGUUCGUGCUCUAGCCCUCAGGAGAACAUUUACUCUGUGGAGGAUUGGUCUUACUCGGGGGACAUGACGGAUGUGUAUGCUUUUGAUGGUGAAGUGGGGAAAUGGUUGAACGAAAUGGUCCCAAUUCCUCAUGUUCCUAGGAUCAACGGAGAAAUACCAUCAGUUGAUGAGGCAACGUUAGAUCACCAAAGGCUAUUAGACAGGUUGCAGGUGUAUGAUUUAGUUGAGCGUAAAGUGCAAGGAGAUGGAAAUUGUCAGUUUCGGGCUCUGUCAGAUCAAUUUUAUAGGACUACUGAGCACCAUGAAUUCGUGAGACAACAAGUUGUAAAGCAGCUGAAGUCUUCUCCGGAGAGCUAUGAGGGAUAUGUUCCUAUGGCUUACGAUGACUAUUUGGAGAAGAUGUCCAAGAGUGGUGAAUGGGGCGAUCAUGUCACUUUACAAGCUGCUGCAGACUCGUACGGUGUUAAGAUAGUUGUCAUUACAUCCUUCAAGGACACCUGCUACAUUGAGAUUCUUCCGAAUUUUCAAAGAUCAGAACGAGUGAUUCUACUGAGCUUCUGGGCGGAGGUGCACUACAACUCAAUAUUUCCUCACGGUAUUAGUGUUCUCUUUAACAAUUGAAAGAAAAACAUACCACUUUUAGUAUUCAUUCAAUGGAAGAUGAGACCAGACAGACAUCCCUGCAAGUUACUUGUUGCUCCCUGUUGCAGACAUCCCUGCAUACGGGACCAGGAGGAAGAAGAAGUGGCGGAUGUUCCGAAACAAGAACUUGGAGCCAUCUGAUGAACACCAAUAGACAUUCUGCACAUGACCUGACAUUAGUGCAAUUUUUUCACGCCUUCAGGAGGCAAAGAGAUCUCAUUCUCGCCAAUGCUAUGUUUUUGUAUUCCGCUAUAGUAUCCAAAGCUUUAAUGAAAUAUUCGACUAGAUGCAGAGUUGUGGAACUUACCAUUGCGACAUGUUAGUGUUAUGUUGUGUAGUCUCUUCGUGCUCCCAUUUUGUAGGCCUUCUAAUCGUUGUUUUUGCCACAAUGUUUCGCCUUUAUGCUCUCCAUUCUACUAUGAAUGUCAAAUUUUUAGUUGUGCAUACUAUUGUCGG
Molecule: messenger RNA, 2136 nt
Organism: Linum tenue
Lineage: Eukaryota; Viridiplantae; Streptophyta; Magnoliopsida; Malpighiales; Linaceae
Source: the annotation of a GenBank genome assembly